GGCCAAGUGUCCUGGGGAAACUUCACAGUUCUGUUACAAGAAUUAAGGGGUGUCCAGAGUGGCAGCAGGUGACCGACCUGCUGAGUGGAUGGCAGCACCAUUAACAAUGUCUCUCCCUCCGGGGGCGUUGAGCAGAGCGGGGGCGUUGCCAGGCUGCCGGAUCCCCUCCGGGCUAACCGAUAAUCCUUGCGAUGUGCCCUGUAACUCCUGCCCUGGGGCUCUGUGAGCGGUGGGGUGCCUGAUGCCUGUAAUCCCCAUUCCCCGGCGGGUCCGCUCCUUCCACGGCCCCCACACGACCUGCCUGCACUCUGCCUGCGGGCCGGUGAGAACCACUCACCUGGUGCGCACCAAGUACAACAACUUCGACAUCUACCUGAAGUCCCGCUGGAUGUACGGCUUCAUCCGCUUCCUGCUGUACUUCAGCUGCAGCCUCUUCACCUCCAUCCUCUGGGUGGCACUCUCCAUCCUGUUUUGCCUUCAGUACCUCGGCAUCCGGAUCUUUCUGCGUUUCCAGUACAAACUCUCCAUCAUCCUCCUCUUACUGGGGCGCAGGCGGGUGGACUUCAGCCUGAUGAAUGAACUGCUCAUCUAUGGGAUUCAUGUCACCAUGCUGCUGGUGGGGGGGCUGGGCUGGUGCUUCAUGGUGUUUGUGGAUAUGUAAAUAAAAACCAAGCGCAUGUGGGCUGAGGAGGUGGCUUUUCUUCUACCCCCAAAAGUGUCUCAAUAGCUUCCUUUCUUUUUUAUAGAAAUGAAUCGGUUGUGCUGAUUUUUAUUGAUAAAUCAACCUACU
Molecule: messenger RNA, 790 nt
Organism: Merops nubicus (carmine bee-eater)
Lineage: Eukaryota; Metazoa; Chordata; Aves; Coraciiformes; Meropidae
Gene: TMEM250
Product: chromosome unknown open reading frame, human C9orf69
Exons: 2
Coding region: 242-661 (139 amino acids)
Source: RefSeq, a predicted model, not a curated record